AGGCGUGGGACACAAAACUACCCAACUCUCUUCAUUUACUUUCAUAGGCAUAUUAGAUCUAGACGGGACCAUGUCCAAGGACAUAAUACCCCAAGAAGAGCCCACAAGGCCAAAGAAGGACAAGAAGCGAAAAAAGGCGAAAAAGCCUGACGAUCCUGCCAGCGAGGAGCCCAGAGACAAGCCAGCUGAAAAGAAGGACAAAAAAGACAAGAAGAAGAAACACAAGGAGCUUCAUGAUCCCGAGGUUAUUGCUGCUGCUGUUUCCGAGGAUGCGGAGAUGGACGUAGAUCCUCCAGAAGGACGCGUCAAGGAUGAGAAGAAGUCAGUUUCUAACACUGAGGAGACUGCCAUCGAGAUAGCUGUUGCUACACCAUCUGUGUCCAAGGACAAGAAAAAGAAAAAGAAGCACAAAGAAGCCAAAGGCUCAGGUGACACUGACCCAAGUCCUGAUGGCGAAAAAGCUUCGAAAACGCACAAAAAACGCAAGCGUGAUACCGCGCAAGAAAUAGACUCAACAGACAAACCUAGCCCCUCCAAGAAGCACAAAAAGAAAAAGCAUGACCGCGAUUCGGAAUCCACUCCUGCCGACACUGCAGCAACUUCCCAACAACCCACGUUAGCUACCCCAUCCUCGCAGCCCUCAACAAAACCAUGUUCUUCUACCGAAGCAGAAGCCUUUCUCAGAAAGCACAACAUCACCAUCAGCACCCAGACGCACGGCGACGCCGUUGUACCCGUAAUAUCGUUCGACCAGUUAAAUAUACCGGAUGGCCUACGGGGCGCCUUCACUGGAUUUAAAGAGCCUACUCCAAUACAAGCGUGUACAUGGCCGCCUGCGCUUAAAGGGAAUGACGUAGUGGGUAUUGCGGAGACAGGAAGUGGGAAGACUCUGGCAUUUGGCAUACCUGCCCUCGCACGGCUCAUCUCUUUACCCGAAAAGCCGAAGAAGAAAGAAAGUACAGUAUCUGUACUCGUCGUCGCCCCGACGCGUGAGCUUGCGAUCCAGACUCACGAUGCACUCUCUGCACUGGGCGCACCGUUUGGCAUUGCUAGUGUCGCAGUGUUUGGUGGCGUCCCGAAGGACGCGCAAGUCAAAGCACUGGCAAAUGGGAACAUAGAUGGGAAGAUCACGAGAAUUGUUGUUGGGACACCGGGGCGCAUAAUCGACUUAGUUCAUGAUGGCGUAUGUGACUUGAGCAGGGUGAAUUAUCUCGUGCUAGACGAGGCUGAUCGAAUGCUGGAUAAAGGAUUUGAAAAUGAUAUCACGAAAAUUAUUUCAUAUACUAUUCAAGGGGAAGGGCGCCAGACCAUGAUGUUUAGUGCAACAUGGCCCGAAGCUGUUCGUCGAUUGGCGAGUUCUUUCCAGCACAACCCUGUUCGAGUCACUGUUGGAAGCGAUGAUCUUACGGCAAACAGUCGCGUUGAGCAAGUCGUCGAAGUCUUUGAUGAUCCCCGCGAAAAAGACAAUCGGCUUCUCAAGUGCCUCAAAGCCCUGUCACAUAAGAAAACGUCACGCAAAGGCUCCGAUGAGGCCCGCGUCCUGAUCUUUGCCCUCUACAAGAAAGAGGCAACACGUAUUGAACAGUCACUAAGGCGUGCAGGCUACGACGUCGGUGCAUUACACGGGGACAUGUCGCAAACUGCACGCAUGGAUGCUCUUGAAAAGUUCAAGACCGGGGAAACGGGUUUACUGGUGGCCACGGAUGUUGCUGCACGGGGGCUGGAUAUUCCCAAUGUUGGUGCUGUCAUAAAUUACACCUUUCCGCUGACACUUGAAGAUUACAUCCACCGAAUUGGGCGUACGGGUCGAGGCGGACGCUCCGGUAAAUCCAUUACCUUCUUCACGGGAGAAAACCACGAGCGAGCGUUAGCAGGAGAGCUUGCACGUGUGCUGCGCGAAGGCGGGUUCGAUACUCAGGCAGACAAUCUGAAACAGUUCCCGAUGACGAUCAAGAAGAAGGGACAUGCUGCAUAUGGGGCUUUCUUCCGCGAUGAUAUCACUGCCGCGCCCACGAAGAUAGUGUUUGAGUAGUGCUGGCAAGGAUGACCGGACACUUGUGCUGGCGGGGACGCAUGGAAAUAACGGUCUAGUUUUUAUAUAAGACAUGGCGAACUGUAUUGCGUGUCAUCUCGUACAUGCAACUAUGAUGGCGCCUAGGCGGUCAUUUUAUUUGUCGAGUUUUCGUGGUAGAUAAGCAGUAUGCGGCACUUUUGCCAAACUUGACAGC
This is a messenger RNA of Suillus paluster, 2228 nucleotides long. Its product is annotated as P-loop containing nucleoside triphosphate hydrolase protein. The record is from RefSeq and is a predicted model, not a curated record. The transcript has 10 exons. Gene Ontology annotation, molecular function: ATP binding; RNA helicase activity; RNA binding. Gene Ontology annotation, biological process: rRNA processing. Gene Ontology annotation, cellular component: nucleolus. Lineage: Eukaryota; Fungi; Basidiomycota; Agaricomycetes; Boletales; Suillaceae. Bases 71 to 2032 code for a protein of 653 amino acids.